This is a messenger RNA of Gavia stellata (red-throated loon), 1623 nucleotides long. RefSeq names its product coagulation factor II thrombin receptor (gene F2R). The transcript has 2 exons. The record is from RefSeq and is a predicted model, not a curated record. Lineage: Eukaryota; Metazoa; Chordata; Aves; Gaviiformes; Gaviidae. The coding region runs from base 1 to 1284 and encodes 427 amino acids. Gene Ontology annotation, biological process: positive regulation of blood coagulation; positive regulation of Rho protein signal transduction; blood coagulation. Gene Ontology annotation, cellular component: membrane. Gene Ontology annotation, molecular function: thrombin-activated receptor activity.
AUGGGGCCGCGGGCGCUGCCCGCGCUGCUCUGCGCCCUGGCGGCCCUCGGCUUCCCGCGCCCGCCGCCCGCCGCCGGGGACCGCGUCGCCUUCCCAUAUAACAGCAGCAUACCACGGGUCAGAAGUUUUCUAUUCUCUUUUGUAAAUCAUGAGGAUGACCCUAUACCUAUUGAAGGUGAUACUAAAAAUGACUCGGAAGUUGGAUCAGGAGGCACCAAUUGGACUGGAUCGUUCCGACAUGGACAACGAACAGUGUCAGUGCAAACAGCAAGAUACCUCACUAGUCCAUGGCUGACACGUUUCGUUCCUUCAGUUUACACCUUAGUGCUUGUGCUGAGUCUCCCUCUGAACAUUACAGCGAUACUUGUGUUUCUGAAAAAAAUGAAAAUUGAAAAGCCAGCUGUAGUAUACAUGCUGAAUUUGGCCCUUGCGGAUGUCUUGUUUGUAAGCGUGCUUCCUUUUAAGAUUGCUUAUCACUUUUCUGGAAAUGACUGGCGUUUUGGACCUCAAAUGUGCCGUUUCAUCACUGCUGCCUUCUACUGUAACAUGUACUGUUCAAUAAUGCUUAUGACGAGUAUAAGCUUUGAUCGCUUCUUAGCAGUGGUGUAUCCCAUGCAGUCCCUUGGGUGGCGUACAUUAACACGUGCCUCGCUGAUCUGUUUCAUCAUAUGGCUUGUAGCAAUAACUGGGGUUAUACCUUUUCUCGUCAGAGAACAAACGAUGGAAAUACCCAAGUUAAAUAUAACUACUUGUCAUGAUGUGCUAAGCGAAUCUGAACUUCACGGCUAUUACCUCCACUUCUUCUCCAUCUUCUCUUCUGUGUUUUUUGUAGUGCCGUUUAUAAUUUCUACUGUCUGUUACAUGUGUAUCAUUCGAUGUCUUAGUUCUUCUACUAUUGUUGCAAAACAAAAUAAGAAGACACGUGCCUUGCUCUUGUGUGUGGCUGUUUUUUCUGUUUUUGUUAUUUGCUUUGGACCAACAAAUGUCCUCCUAUUAAUUCAUUAUAUCCAUUUUUUUUAUGACAACAGCUUAGAGUAUCUCUACUUUGCCUAUCUACUCUGUGUUUGUAUCAGCAGCGUUAGCUGUUGCAUUGAUCCCUUUAUUUACUACUAUGCUUCUUCUCAGUAUCAGAGACAACUUUUCAGUCUCUUCCAUUGUAAAGAGGCUUUCAGUCCUAACAGCAGUAACAGCAGUGGCCAGUCAGUGUCUACUACUAGUAGAAGGGCUACGUGCUCUACUAAUGUGAAUAGCAGUGUCUACAGGAAAUUACUAGUAAUGCAUUGAGAUAAUGUGUCUUACCCAUGCUUAAUUUUUAGACAAUUUCAGACAAAAAAAAAAGACUGUAUUAUAGCCAAGAAAUGGAAAACCUUAAACCGAGUUGUUCUACAAUACAUAGUGCUAUGGAGUCAUUAUAGUAAUGCACAAUUCAAAUUAUAACUCUGUAUGUGUAUAUAUAUAGUAUGUGUAAAUAGGUUAAUGUAGAGGGGAAAAGUAAUUUCUCAAUAGUUUCUGAGUGUUUUUCAAAUAAACUUUUUUUCAGACAAAUCCUUUGCAUUGUUAGUUCAGCUUAUUGCAGGGGUUUUAUGACACCCCAUUUUAGGAUUUUGAACUGUAUCAGGUUGA